CGGAGCGGUUGAAGCGAAGCGAGAGUCAACUACCGCCGCCCUCUCUCUAGUCCAGAUUUCCAGCGGUCCAGACCGAGAGCUCGGCUCCCUACACGACAUCAUCAUGGACGCCGCCCCGCUCCUCGCUCUCCUCCUCGCGGCCGUGUCCCUCUCCGCGGCGGCGGCGGGCGACGGCGCGCACCCGGGCUACUCCGACGAGGGCACCUGCACGGUGGACGCCGCCGGAGCGGGCGUGGGCUCGGGCCCGGAGCUGCGGCGCCUGGAGGAGCGCCGGCCCGGGCGCAUCAUCGACAUCACGCACGCGUACGUGCCGGACCUUCUGGCGUUCGCGCCGGGGGCUGUCACGGGGCCCUUGGUCCACCUCAAGGAGUCCAUGGCGAACGGGUCCGAGUACAACCUGUCGGAGCUGCGGUUGGAGUGCCACAUGGGCACCCACGUCGACGCGCCAGGCCACAUGAACCAAGGCCACUUCGCCGCCGGCCUCGACGUGGACACGCUCGACCUCGACGUCCUCAACGGACCUGCGUUGCUGGUUGAUGUUCCGAGGGACACAAAUAUAACAGCUGAAGCGAUGGAAUUCCUGAAUAUCCCUAGAGGAGUUCGCCGAGUUCUAUUCAGGACGCUGAACACUGACAGGAAGUUGAUGUGGAGGAAGGGAGGUGACAUGAGCUAUGUUGGGUUUACAGAGGAUGGCGCACAGUGGCUAGUUGACAACACUGACAUAAAGCUAGUCGGAAUCGACAGUCUAUCGGUUGCAGCAUUUGAGCACUUGAUCUCUGCCCAUGUGGUCUUCUUCAAGACCCCGGAUAUAAUCCCUGUCGAAGGCCUGAAGCUAGACAACAUUGAGACGGGAAUAUACAUGCUGCAUUGUUUACCUCUCAGACUGGUUGGAGCCGAGGGUGCACCGACCAGAUGCAUCCUCAUCAAGUGAUCACCCCCCUGCUCUUGCUGGAGGUGACAUUGUAUCAUGCCAGCUGAGCUGAUGCUUCAUCGUGGCCAACGCAUUGAUUCGCAGUCUUCGUCUUCGUCUAUAUGAAACAUAGUGUUGUAUGCCCAUGUAGAUAUGCUUGUACGGACAAUAGAGACACAGCAAUACUUCCAUCAAGGAAAUACUUUUGGGUAAGCCGGUAAUGUAAAAGACAGACAUACAGUUGACUGAAUAAACUAGAGGCCUGAGAGGCUGAGGCCUCGUGCUUCACAAAUGACAAAUGCAGAAAUCAGUGUAAGUUCUG
Molecule: messenger RNA, 1232 nt
Organism: Zea mays
Lineage: Eukaryota; Viridiplantae; Streptophyta; Magnoliopsida; Poales; Poaceae
Product: Cyclase family protein
Exons: 6
Coding region: 104-931 (275 amino acids)
Molecular function (GO): arylformamidase activity
Source: RefSeq, marked provisional